This is a messenger RNA of Panthera uncia (snow leopard), 11307 nucleotides long. It is a transcript of the gene SRCAP, whose product is annotated as Snf2 related CREBBP activator protein. Gene Ontology annotation, cellular component: Swr1 complex. Gene Ontology annotation, molecular function: ATP hydrolysis activity; ATP binding; ATP-dependent chromatin remodeler activity. The record is from RefSeq and is a predicted model, not a curated record. Lineage: Eukaryota; Metazoa; Chordata; Mammalia; Carnivora; Felidae.
ACUUCCAGUCGCGCACGCGCGGGCCCCUCCCCCAGUCUGUCGCGCACGUUGGGUGGGGUGGGAGUCCGGGAGGGGGCGGGGCUAUCUUAGGGUUAGUGGCGACUUGGGGCAGAGGUCAGGGGUCACGUCGGGUCAGUCUGUUGGAAGGAGUUGGGAGACAGCAGUGAAGCUGGGGGUCAAGAGUUCAAGCUUCUUGGAUUCUGGUUAGUUCGGGUCCUGUGAAUCUGUUGUGGAGGAAGGAGUGAAUCGAAGGCUGCUCCGUGGUUAAGGAAUUUCCUUAAACACUGGGGAAACACUUCCGGGCCUUUGGUGGGUUUACCCUGCCUGUUUCCGGGGCAUGGUUCUUUGCUGAGCGGUCUUUCUCUCUUCUGAUUUCUCCUCUAAUGUCUCCUGCUGCAGUUCUUGUGUUUGGGGAAGUGUCUCAUGGCGCAGGUAUAGGAGUUACGGGGUUCUGCCCUGAGGAAGGGUGGAUUCUGUGAUUCUGUUCAACCCUCACUGGAAAGAGCAGGCUGCCAGGCAGCCAAUGUCUUUUUGAGCUUCUGGAUGUGACAGGUUUUUUGUUUGUUUUACUUUGUUAUUUGCUCUUUUAUUCAGUGGUUGUAGCCUUUUACACUUAAGCUUUUUAAACUUUUUUUUUUUUUUUUUUUUUGCUUCACUACAGUGCUCCUCCUCUAGCCAGAAUCUUAUGUCUCUAGGGAGUUCUGUUUUCGCAAACCGUGAUUUUGCUUUUAUUUUUCUGAAACAUGAGCCUUUCUUACUACUGUUUAAUUCUCUUGUUUUCAGCCUUCGAUUCGGGUAUGUUUAAAUGCUUCAAAAGUUACUGUAAAGAAGGUUUUGAUGGAUGUUGUUGGUAAAUGUGGAUUCGUUUCUCACUCUGUUUUCCUUCCCUCUGUUUGUUUCAGGCGUGAUUUCCCUCAGUACGGCGGCACCGUGGAAGUACAGACUUUCACAGGGGGUGUGGUCUCAGCUCACACAGGUGCUCCAGAGGCCGGUGGACCUGAGCGGAGGCUGGGACGCCCUAGUGGGCCCCGGGCCCUGGAAGGCGGGUCCCGGUGGCCGGUGGCCCAGAAUGAGGCCAGCUCCCAGCAUGCCCUGCAGCCGGACGCCAGCCCCUCGGCCAGCAGCAGUGGUGAUAACGACCCAGUCAUUCUUCAGGCGUCCAAAGAGGAGCCUGGGAGUGGGACCAUGCAGAGCAGCCCCUCCCCUGCUCACCCUCAGCUCCCAGUCCUGCAGACACAGAUGGUGUCGGACGGCAUGACAGGCAGCAAUCCUGUGUCCCCUGCCUCAUCCAGUUCCCCAGCCUCUAGUGGGGCAGGUGGCAUCUCUCCCCAGCAUAUAGCUCAAGAUUCCUCUCUGGAUGGACCUCCAGGGCCCCCAGAUGGUGCCACAGUGCCCUUGGAGGGACUCAGCUUACCCCAGGCUGCUGACCUUGCUAACAAAGGCCCAAAGUGGGAGAAGAGCCAUGCUGAGAUUGCAGAGCAGGCCAAGCAUGAGGCUGAGAUUGAGACUCGGAUUGCUGAGCUGCGGAAGGAGGGUUUCUGGUCACUGAAGAGGCUGCCUAAAGUGCCCGAGCCUCCCCGCCCCAAAGGCCACUGGGACUAUCUAUGUGAGGAGAUGCAAUGGCUCUCUGCUGACUUUGCUCAGGAGCGUCGUUGGAAACGGGGUGUGGCCCGUAAGGUUGUGCGCAUGGUCAUCCGGCACCACGAGGAGCAGCGGCAGAAAGAAGAGCGGGCUCGGAGGGAAGAGCAGGCCAAGCUACGCCGAAUCGCCUCCACCAUGGCCAAGGACGUCAGGCAGUUCUGGAGUAAUGUGGAGAAGGUGGUGCAAUUCAAGCAACAGUCCCGGUUGGAGGAAAAGCGUAAAAAAGCUCUGGACCUGCACCUGGACUUCAUUGUGGGGCAAACUGAAAAGUACUCAGACCUUUUGUCUCAGAGCCUCAACCAGCCACUAGCAUCCAGCAAAGCUGGCUCUUCCCCUUGCCUUGGCUCUUCCUCAGCUGCCUCUAGUCCUCCACCCCCGGUUUCCAGGCUGGAUGAUGAAGAUGGGGACUUCCAACCCCAAGAGGAGGAGGAAGAGGAUGAUGAGGAGACGAUUGAGGUUGAAGAACAACAGGAAGGCAAUGAUGCAGAGACCCAGAGGCGUGAGAUUGAGCUGCUUCGACGUGAGGGAGAAUUGCCAUUGGAAGAGCUGCUCCGUUCCCUUCCCCCUCAGCUGCUAGGAGGGCCUUCCAGCCCCUCGAGAACCCCCUCAUCUCGUGACAGUGACACUCGAGAUGGGCCUGAAGAAGGUGGUGAAGAAGAAGAGCCCUCUCAAGUGUUAAAGGUGAAGCCCUCACCCUCUGUCACACAGCGCAACAAACAGCCCUGGCAUCCAGAUGAGGAUGACGAAGAGUUUACUGCCAAUGAGGAUGAAGCGGAGGAUGAAGAGGAUACUAUAGCAGCUGAGGAGCAGUUGGAAGGGGAGGUGGAUCAUGCCAUGGAACUGAGCGAGUUGGCUCGAGAAGGUGAGCUGUCUAUGGAGGAGCUGCUGCAGCAGUAUGCAGGAGCCUAUGCUUCUGAUGCCUCUGCCCCAGGCUCUGGGAGUAGUGAAGAGGAAGAUGAAGAUGAGGUUGAGGCUAACAGCUCUGACUGUGAACCAGAGGGGGCUACAGAAGCUGAAGAGGUUCCUCAAGAGGAUAGUAGCGGUCAAUCAGAAUCUGCUGAGGAGCAGAGCGAGGAAGAGGAAGAUGAGCAUUCAGAAGAGGAAGAAACAAGCGGGAGUUCAGAAUCAGAGGAAUCUGAGUCUGAGGAAUCUGAGGAGUCUCGAUCACAGAGCCAAGCAGAUGAGGAAGAGGAGGAAGAUGAUGACUUCGGGGUGGAGUACUUGCUUGCCCGGGAUGAAGAGCAGAGCGAGGCAGAUGGGGGCAGUGGGCCUCCCACCCCAGGGCCUGCCACUACUCUAGGCCCUAAGAAGGAAAUUACUGACAUCGCUGCAGCAGCUGAAAGUCUUCAGCCCAAGGGUUAUACCUUGGCCACUACGCAGGUGAAGACCCCCAUUCCCUUGCUCCUGCGGGGCCAGCUCCGAGAGUACCAACACAUUGGGCUGGACUGGCUGGUUACUAUGUAUGAGAAGAAGCUUAAUGGUAUUCUUGCUGAUGAGAUGGGGCUAGGCAAGACAAUCCAGACCAUCUCCCUACUUGCCCACUUGGCCUGUGAAAAAGGUAACUGGGGUCCCCAUUUGAUCAUUGUCCCCACCAGUGUGAUGCUGAACUGGGAGAUGGAGCUGAAACGGUGGUGCCCCAGCUUUAAAAUCCUCACUUAUUAUGGAGCCCAGAAGGAGAGGAAGCUCAAGCGGCAGGGCUGGACCAAGCCCAAUGCCUUCCAUGUGUGUAUCACGUCUUAUAAGCUGGUGCUGCAGGACCACCAAGCCUUCCGCCGCAAGAACUGGCGCUAUCUCAUUCUGGAUGAGGCUCAGAACAUCAAGAACUUCAAGUCGCAGCGUUGGCAGUCAUUGCUCAACUUCAACAGCCAGAGACGCCUACUCCUCACAGGAACUCCCUUGCAGAACAGCCUCAUGGAGCUGUGGUCUUUGAUGCACUUUUUGAUGCCCCAUGUCUUCCAGUCUCAUCGCGAGUUUAAAGAAUGGUUCUCUAACCCCCUAACUGGCAUGAUUGAGGGCAGCCAAGAGUACAAUGAAGGUCUAGUCAAACGUCUCCACAAGGUUUUGCGGCCUUUUUUGCUGCGCCGAGUUAAGGUGGAUGUUGAGAAGCAGAUGCCUAAAAAAUAUGAGCAUGUUAUCCGCUGCCGGCUCUCCAAGCGCCAACGAUGUCUCUAUGAUGACUUCAUGGCACAGACCACAACUAAGGAGACUCUAGCCACAGGCCAUUUCAUGAGUGUCAUCAACAUUUUGAUGCAGCUGCGAAAAGUCUGCAAUCAUCCAAACCUGUUUGACCCUCGACCUGUUACCUCCCCUUUCAUCACCCCAGGAAUCUGCUUCAGCACCGCCUCUCUGGUGCUAAGGGCCACUGAUGUCCAUCCCCUCCAGCGGAUAGACAUGGGUCGGUUUGAUCUUAUUGGCCUGGAGGGUCGUGUCUCUAGAUAUGAGGCUGACACAUUUCUACCCCGGCACCGCCUCUCCCGCCGGGUACUGCUAGAGGUGGCUACUGCUCCUGACCCCCCACCCCGGCCCAAACCAGUCAAGAUGAAGGUCAACAGGAUGCUGCAGCCAGUGCCCAAGCAAGAAGGCCGGACAGUGGUGGUGGUCAAUAGCCCACGGACGCCCCUGGGCCCUGUCCCGGUCCGACCCCCUCCAGGCCCUGAGCUCUCCACCCAGCCCCCACCUGGCCCAACCCCCCCAGUGCUGCCAGCACCACUGAUGGUGUCAGCCUCGCCUGUUGGGCCCCCACUUAUUCCAACAUCACGGCCUCCUGGCCCCGUUGUGUUGCCUCCACUGCAGCCAAACAGUGGGCCUCUGCCCCAGGUGUUGCCAUCCCCCCUGGGGGUCCUGAGUGGGACCUCAAGGCCUCCUACACCAACCCUGUCCCUAAAGCCAGCCCCACCUGCUCCUGUUCGCCUAAGCCCUGCCCCACCUCCAGGCUCAUCCAGCCUGUUGAAGCCUCUGACAGUGCCACCGGGCUACACUUUCCCUUCUGCCGCCACCACCACCUCUACCGCCACAGCCGCUGCUCCCACCACGGCAGUGCCGACUACUACUCCUGCGCCACAGCGCCUCAUCCUGUCUCCUGAUAUGCAAGCUCGCCUGCCCUCAGGCGAAGUGGUCAGCAUCGGGCAGUUGGCCUCACUGGCACAGCGUCCAGUGGCUAGUGCAGGGGGAAGCAAACCUCUCACCUUCCAGAUCCAGGGCAACAAGCUGACUUUGACUGGUGCGCAGGUGCGCCAGCUUGCUGUGGGGCAGCCCCGCCCGCUGCAAAGGAAUGUGGUGCACCUGGUGUCAGCAGGGGGGCAGCACCACCUCAUCAGCCAGCCUGCCCAUGUGGCUCUCAUCCAGGCCGUGGCCCCGACCCCUGGCCCCACCCCUGUCUCUGUGCUGCCUUCUUCGACCCCCAGCACCACCCUUGCCCCCACUGGCCUCAGCCUUCCGCUUGCUGCUAACCAGGUGCCACCAACCAUGGUGAAUAAUACAGGCGUGGUGAAGAUUGUAGUGAGACAGGCCCCUCGGGAUGGACUGACUCCUGUUCCUCCGUUGGCCCCAGCACCCCGGCCUCCAAGCUCUGGGCUUCCAGCUGUGUUGACUCCACGCCCCACGUUAACCCCUGGCCGGCUACCCACACCUACUCUGGGUACUGCUCGAGCCCCCAUUCCCACGUCCACUCUGGUGAGGCCCCUUCUCAAGCUGGUCCACAGUCCUUCGCCUGAAGUCAGUGCUUCAGCACCCGGAGCUGCUCCCUUGACCAUCUCUUCUCCUCUCCCCGUGCAGUCCCCACUCCCUGGGCCAGCUUCUCCAAUGCCGGUUCCCAAUUCCUCUCCCCUUGCUAGUCCUGUGUCCUCUACAGUCUCCAUCCCAGUGUCAUCUUCACUUCCCAUCUCUGUCUCUACCACGCCUCCUGCCCCGGCCUCAGCUCCACUCACCAUCCCCAUUUCGGCCUCCUUGCCUGUUUCGGCCUCUGGCCCGGCUCUGUUGACCAAUGUGACUCCAACACUGGCACCUGUUGUCUCAGCGACUCCUGGACCUCCCUCUUUGGCACCAGCUGGGGCUUCCCCAUCAGCGUCAGCUUUGACUCUGGGUUUGGCCACAACUCCAUCCCUGUCUUCAUCUCAGGCAACUGGUCACCCUCUGUUGUUGGCUCCAGCCUCUUCACAUGUUCCAGGGUUGAACUCAGCCAUGGCCCCAGCAUGUUCACCUGUAUUGGUACCAGCUUCUGCUCUGGCCAGCCCUUUUCCGGCAGCACCAAAUCCAGCUCCAGCUCAGGCUUCCCUUCUGGCUCCAGCACCUUCUGCAUCUCAGGCUCUAGCCACCUCUCUGGCUCCCAUGGUGGCUCCACAGACAGCAAUCCUGGCUCCUUCUCCAGCUCCUUCUCUGGCUCCUCUUCCAGUCCUGGCCCCAUCGCCAGGUCCUGCUCCUGUCCUGGCUCCAUCGCAGACUCCGGUUCCAGUUCUAGCUUCUUCAUCUACUCCAGGAACUCCUUUAGCUUCAGCUUCUUCACUGGUGCCAGCCCCAGCUCCUGUGUUGGCUCCAUCAUCAACUCAGACUAUGGUACCAGCCCCUGUUCCGUCACCUCUCCCAAGCCCGGCUUCUACACAGACACUGGCCUUAGCCCCAACUUUAGCAUCCACCCUUGGGGGCUCAUCUCCAUCUCAGACCCUCUCUUUGGGAAUGGGGAACCCUCAGGGGCCUUUUCCAGCUCAGACAUUGUCAUUGACUCCAGCGUCAUCCCUAGUACCAACUCCAGCCCAGACACUGUCUUUGGCACCAGGACCACCACUGGGUCCAUCUCAGACGCUGUCUCUGGCUCCCCCUUUGACGCCAGUUUCUCCAGUGGGCUCAGCCCCAGCUCACACGCUGACUUUGGCUCCGGUAUCGUCAUCUGCUUCACUCCUAACCCCAGCUUCAGUGCAAACAUUGACCUUGAGCCCUGCCCCAGUUCCGGUGCCCACCUUGGGUCCAGCUGCAGCCCAGACUCUGGCGCUGGCCCCAGUCUCAACACAGGCCCCAGCUUCCCAGGCACCUUCCCUUGUGGUUUCGGCAUCUGGCGCUGCUCCCUUGCCUGUCACCAUGGUAUCCCGGCUGCCUGUUCCCAAGGAUGAGCCUGAGACACUGACGUUGCGCCCAGGUCCCCCCAGCCCUCCUUCCACUGCUACCUCGUUCAGUGGUCCCCGGCCUCGACGCCAACCCCCACCACCACCUCGUUCCCCUUUCUAUCUGGACUCUCUGGAGGAAAAGCGGAAGCAGCAGCGGUCUGAACGCCUGGAACGGAUUUUCCAACUUAGUGAGGCUCAUGGGGCCCUGGCACCUGUGUAUGGGACUGAAGUCCUGGAUUUCUGUACCCUGCCCCAACCUGUUGCCAGCCCCAUCGGCCCUCGUUCUCCUGGCCCCAGCCACCCCACCUUUUGGACUUAUACCGAGGCUGCCCGCCAGGCUGUACUGUUUCCCCAGCAACGACUAGACCAGCUGUCAGAAAUCAUUGAGAGGUUCAUCUUUGUCAUGCCUCCUGUGGAGGCACCUCCCCCUUCCCUGCAUGCCUGCCACCCACCUCCUUGGCUGGCCCCACGUCAGGCAGCCUUCCAGGAGCAGUUGGCCUGUGAGCUCUGGCCCCGGGCUCGCCCCUUGCACCGUAUUGUGUGUAACAUGCGCACCCAGUUCCCUGACUUGAGGCUCAUCCAGUAUGAUUGUGGGAAGUUGCAAACAUUGGCAGUGCUGUUGCGACAGCUCAAGGCAGAGGGCCACCGGGUGCUCAUAUUCACCCAGAUGACUCGAAUGCUGGAUGUAUUGGAACAGUUUCUUACCUACCACGGCCACCUCUACUUGCGUCUGGAUGGGUCUACUAGAGUUGAACAGAGACAGGCUUUGAUGGAACGAUUCAAUGCAGACAAACGCAUAUUCUGCUUUAUCCUUUCAACUCGGAGUGGGGGCGUGGGUGUAAACCUUACAGGAGCAGACACUGUUGUUUUUUAUGACAGCGACUGGAAUCCCACCAUGGAUGCUCAGGCCCAGGAUCGCUGUCACCGGAUUGGCCAGACCCGAGAUGUCCACAUCUACAGACUCAUCAGUGAACGGACAGUGGAGGAGAACAUCCUAAAAAAGGCAAAUCAAAAGAGAAUGUUGGGAGACAUGGCCAUUGAGGGAGGCAACUUCACCACAGCCUAUUUUAAACAGCAGACCAUCCGAGAGCUGUUUGAUAUGCCCCUGGAAGAGCCACCUGGCUCAUCUGUACCCUCUGCCCCUGAAGAGGAGGAAGAGACUGUGGCCAGCAAGCAGACCCAUAUCCUAGAGCAGGCACUGUGUCGGGCAGAGGAUGAAGAGGAUAUCCGUGCAGCCACCCAGGCCAAAGCUGAACAGGUGGCUGAGCUUGCAGAAUUCAAUGAGAAUGAUGGAUUUCCUGCUGGUGAUGGAGAGGAGGCCGGCCGGCCUGGGGCUGAGGAUGAAGAGAUGUCCCGGGCUGAGCAGGAAAUCGCUGCCCUUGUAGAACAGCUGACCCCCAUUGAGCGUUAUGCCAUGAAAUUCCUGGAAGCCUCACUGGAGGAGGUGAGCCGAGAGGAGCUCAAGCAGGCAGAAGAGCAAGUGGAAGCUGCCCGCAAGGACCUGGACCAAGCCAAGGAGGAGGUGUUCCGCCUACCCCAAGAGGAGGAGGAGGGGCCAGGGGCUGGGGAUGAGGUUUCCUGUGGGACUGGUGGAGGCAGUCACCGGCGCAGUAAGAAGGCCAAGGCCCCUGAAAGGCCAGGGACUCGCGUCAGUGAACGUCUUCGUGGAGCCCGGGCUGAGACUCAAGGGGCAAACCACACUCCUGUCACAUCCACCCAUCAUACCCGCAGCACUUCCACACCCCCACGCUGCAGCCCUGCCAGGGAGAGAGUUCCCCGGCCAGCACCUAGGCCUCGACCCACUCCAGCUUCAGCUCCUGCUGUAAUUCCUGCCCCAAUCCCUGUUCCAAUCCCUGCCCCGAUCCCCAUUUCAGCCCCAAAUCCAAUAACCAUGCUUCCUGUUCAUAUCUUGCCUUCUCCUCCACUUCCCCCUUCACAGAUUCCUCCCUCUUGUUCUUCUGCCUGUACCCCUCCUCCUGCCUGUACACCUCCGCCAGCUCAUACUCCACCUCCAGCCCAUUGCUCUCACUCAGACAGGAGGGCACCUCCUCACCAUCAGGCAGCACUGUGAGGAUGGUCCCCUCAGCAGGCUCUGGCACUUCCUGCUCUUGACCGUUGGGGACGCUGUCAGCCUCCAGGGUUGGGCUAGGUGCAGAAGAGGCGAGAGAAAGGUUCUUCUCUGAUAUAGGCAGGAUCUCAACAGCAACUGGCAACAGAUCCUUAGGGGGCACAAGAGUAAGUGGGGAAGUCUCGGAACUGGCCAUAUCAGCCAGCUCCGGGGACUCGGUGGAUGCCAAUGCUUGUGCACACAGUUCUGUCUCAGGCCCCAAGCCCAAGGGGAGGUUGGUGACUGGGGGGGAGACGGGCACAGAAGGUAGACCAAGCAGGAGAGGGGAAGAAGGAGUUGAGAGAGAGGUUUGGGCUGGAGCUCCCACCUUCAGCAGCAUCUGAUGAGCUACUUCAGGAGCCGUUGGAGGCUGACAAGAGCUCAGAAGAGCUGGUGGAGGCCCAGACCCCAACCUCCAGCCCAGAGAAGCCACAGGAACUUGUUCCAGCAGAGGUCGCAGCCCCAUCAACCUCAUCUUCGGCCACCUCCUCACCUGAGAGUCCUUCACCUGCCCGGCCCCCUCGGCGUCGCACCAGUGCUGAUGUAGAAAUUAGGGGUCAGGGGGCUGGUCGGCCAGGGCAGCCUCCAGGCCCCAAAGUGCUUCGCAAGCUGCCGGGACGGCUAGUGACUGUGGUAGAGGAAAAGGAACUGGUGAGGCGACGGCGACAGCAGCGGGGAACUGCCAGCACCCUAGUGCCUGGGGUCUCUGAGACUGGUACCAGCCCGGGAAGCCCAUCUGCCCGCAGCAUGUCGGGGCCAGAAUCCUCACCUCCCACCGGUGGGCCCUGUGAAGCUGCUCCCCCAUCCACACUGCCCACCCCAACCCAGCAACCCUUCAUAGCUCGUCGUCGCAUUGAGCUGGGGGUGACUGGUGGGGGCAGCCCAGAGAACGGAGAAGGGGCACUUCUUGCCAUCACCCCUCCUGCUGUGAAACGUCGGAGGGGGAGGCCCCCCAAGAAGAACAGGUCUCCAGCAGAUGCUGGGCGAGGGGUGGAUGAGGUACCUUCAUCCACCUCUAAGGGAAAAACCAAUGGGGCUGACCCAGUCCCUGGGGCUGAGACCCUUAUUGUUGCGGAGCCUGUCCUGGGACCCCAGCCUAGUCCUGGGUCCCAGCCUCUUGGACCCCAGCCAAUUCACAGACCCGAGCCCAUCAUCCUAUCACCUGUGGAGAAAAGAAGGCGUGGGCGGCCCCCUAAGGCACGAGAUUUGCCCAUUCCUGGGACCAUUUCCUCUCCAGGGGAUGGCAACUUAGAGAGCCGGACACAGCCACUCCCGCUACCACCUCCCCUGCCACCACUCCCACCACUCCUAGCCUGUCCCACUGCUACUGUCGCCAACACUGUCACCAAUCUCACCAUUUCAACAUCCCCACCCAAGCGGAAACGGGGUCGACCUCCCAAGAAUCCACCAUCACCUCGGCCCAGCCAGCUCCCUGUCUUGGACCGUGACAGCUCUUCUGUCCUCGAGAGCUGUGGAUUGGGGAGGCGGCGGCAACCCCAGGGCCAGGGGGAGAGUGAGGGUAGUUCCUCUGAUGAGGACGGAAGCCGCCCCCUCACCCGCCUGGCCCGCUUGCGGCUUGAAGCAGAGGGAAUGCGGGGGCGAAAGAGUGAAGGGUCCAUGGUGGUGGCUGUAAUUCAGGAUGACCUGGAUUUAGCAGAUAGUGGGCCAGGCGGGUUAGAAUUGACACCUCCUGUGGUCUCGUUAGCUCCAAAACUGCGCUCUACCCGGCUGCGUCCAGGGUCUCUAGUUCCCCCACUAGAGACUGAGAAGGUGCCUCGCAAACGGGCAGGGGCCCCAGUUGGCGGGGGCCCUGGGCUGGCAAAGCGGGGCCGCCUACAGCCCCCGAGUCCCUUGGGACCUGAGGGUUCUGUAGAGGAGUCUGAGGCUGAAGCCUCAGGUGAGGAAGAGGAAGGGGAUGGGACCCUACGUCGCCGGCCUGGCCCCCGUCGACUUGGUGGGGCCACCAACCAAGGGGACCAGCGUAUCCUGCGCAGCAGUGCCCCCUCCCACCUGGCUGGCCCUACCGUUAGUCACAGAGGCCGCAAGGCCAAGACGUGAGUGGGCUGCCCCUCCACCUGGGCUUUCCGCCACGGCCCCUCUCCCUCCACAACCAGGCCUGACUCUGUUAACCACUACUUGAAGUCUUUUGAGGGGGAAAGCCUCCAGGGAGACAUAGGGGCCUUCUCCCUUCUUUCCACCAAAGUAGGGGGUAGGCAACUGGUUGUCAUGGAAACGGGGCUCUUCAUAUACCCCCUUCCCUUCCACCCCACAAGGCUGGGCAGUGUUAAGGGUGGCAAGAUAGUCUCUGUCCCCACCCCCUUGUACUUGAUUCCCCAGCUAUCUUUCACAGCCCCCACCUUUAGGGGAAGGGGGAGGGGCUUCUUCUCUACCAUGAGUUUUUUUUUUUUUUUUUUCUUUUUUUUUUAAGAAGAAAAAAUAAUAAACUUAGUUUCUGUAUGAGCA